AUGCUCCAGAUCCGGAACGCCUUGUCUGGGGAUGUUCUCCUGACCCUGACUACGAAAGAGCUGCUAGGGCUUGACGACGUGAAUGCCUUGAAGGCAAAACGCACCGGCGGAGGUGGAGUUGCUCCGCGUCCCGCGAGUCCCGUCGACGCUGCCCGGGAGCUUGUUUCCUAUGCAGCUGUGGAAGGUGAUGUCCAGGUGGCGGGCCAGCUGCUUGAAACGGGUGUGUCGGCUGAAGAGAUGCUUUGCGCUGUGGAGGGGGCAUGUGCCGGUGGUCACAUCGAUGUCGUGCGACUGAUGUUGCAAGCCGGCGCCUGUGUCAGCCGACAAGCUUGGACUUCGGCGAUGGACUCGGGGGACCUAGAGCUGAGUCGCAUGGUCAAUGAGCGAUUUGAAGAGAGGCACAAGAACCGCAAGCGCAGCGCAACGGGCAUGUGGACCUGUGGCUACUGCCAGAAGGUCUUCAAGAGCGAGCACUACUUAGACCUCCACCUGGAGCGAAAGCACCCGGACCAGGAAUUGGAGCUUCGGCUUUGA
Symbiodinium natans is the source of this 534-nucleotide messenger RNA. NCBI's taxonomy places the organism in Eukaryota, Dinophyceae, Suessiales, Symbiodiniaceae. The record is from the annotation of a GenBank genome assembly.